AUGAGCACACCCCAGCAGAAUAGACCAGUGGCUUCCGGCACUUCAGCAAGUUCAAAAGGACCAAGAAGAAGGAAGCCACGAAACGGGAAAGGUCCCUCCAAACUUCAACAGAUCACUCGUCUUAUCAAUCAAUUUCCACCUCUUACAAUUAACGGAAUAGCUGUCACCGGCUUGAAAGAGACAGUGCCGGAAUACAUAAAAAGACUAUCUGAGAAAGAGGAAUGGAUCUACUUGUCGUUUCUUUUGCGACCUGAAGCAGAUUUUCCUUUUGAGUUGGAGUUUUUGAGUAUUUCACUAGGUAUUCCUCCAAAGUUAUCAACCAGACCAGAGAUCGCUGUGCUGAAUGACGACAUUCCAAGAGGCUACAGCCUAAAUAUUGAGAGCGGUUUUAAAGCUGUUGCCAACAAGGCAGUCAACUUAAAAACAAGAAGCUCAAACCCCAAAGGAAAGGGCAAGCCUACUGGCGGCGUUCUUCCAAAUAAUGAUGAUGACGACCUGGAACUUGUGGGAAUGGAUUUACUGGGAAUGAUUUUGACGCUAAGAAAAUACCUUGAAAAACUUUUAUCUCAGAAGAAGAAAGAAACAAUAAAAAUAGUCAAAUCUACCAGCGUCAAAGGUGACAGUUCGGGACAAAAAUCUGAAAAGUCCCUGCCUCAACCGAAAAAAGAGAAAGAACAGAAAGAAUCUAAUAUACCCAAGCACAUUCGAAACCUAAGAGAGUAUGAGUUGGCCCGUUUAGAGGCCCGUUUGAAACCGUUCAACAUUCGCAAAUUCAAAGAGAACAACUACAACACCGUUUAUAUAAUGACUUUACAAUUCAACCCCAUCGUGAUCAACAUCGAAGAUAUGGAGAAAAGCAUACACUCGUUGCCUAUUCGACUUUCUAUACCCAAGGAUUAUUUAUCCAAUGCAAAGAAGCCAGUCAAACUAGACGUAAUCAUGACAGAUCCAAUAAUAACUAACCUGACGUCAUCUUCAGAUAAAGGUUACAUGUUAGUGUUGAGUAAGCUGCUAAGCAAUAUUAUGAACAAUUUUACAACGAUGGCGACUGAAGAUCUGAAGAGAAAUGUGGAUUCUCUGGAACAGACCGACAGCACUGUCCAACCUGAAACACUUGAUACCAUCAGUCUUCCCCACACAGUUACCAGUCAAAUGAAUUAUUUCAUUGUUCACAUCGAAAAGUUUCUUCUAGAGCGAAGGGAUUUUUCCAAAUGCCGCGAAACUCUGGAUGCGCUAGAUAUCGUAAAGCCUAAUCUGGAAAUCUUCUCUGUUGUCUCUGAUCUCCCUAUGAGGAACACUCCAAUAGACGUUUCCAAGGAAGACGGAUUGGUGGAUCUCAACCGGAUAAUAAACCUCUCCGAUGAUAGUAAUGAGAACAUCCGACCUCCUUCUUUUCUAAAAGGAUCAAACACCAGGAAUUCUGACCCUUCUCUGGAUCGUGAUCUUUCCUUAGAUCAAGAUGAUACUUCCCGAAUAGGACUGGAUUCAGAUGGGGACAGGGUGCCACGCAAUGCUGAUGAUGAAAGGAGAACGAGGCGUGACUCCUUUCAGUUGCUGGGAUCUGUCGGCAUUGCUAGACGGAAAUCCAUUCAAUUGAUCUCACACUCAGUGGAUGCCAUUACCAAGAAGGGCCGUAAAAAGGGGGAUGCAACUUCCCUGGACCAGAACGAAAAUGAAAAUAGCAGAAUUUCACUGAUGUUUAACGAUUUGCUAAUACGGUACGAGUUUUCAGCUUCCAGCAGAGAAGAGUUAAAUAACCUUUCAAUCACCAAGAAGAUAGAGCUAUUGGAGAAGGAAUCACUAGGACAGCUACAGAAAAGAACAAUUAUCCAAGAUCUUGCCCCUUAUAAAUAUAGCAGCAAGCCUUCACAGAAAUACUCACCAAAGUGGUAUGUCGAAGCAUUAAUGUCCCAGAGAAUGACUGUUAAACGAUUGGGCACCCUUGAGAAUCAGCUACGCAAUGAAACAAAUCUAUGGAUCCAGGAUUUUUUAAUGCUACAAGGCCAUGUUGCAAUUUCUGUGCAGCUCACAGCUAUUUUGAAGAAGUCACUGAAAACUAAUGAUGAACUGCAGCAGGAAAGUCUACUGCUGUAUUGCUUGAAGAACAUUGCGAAUCGCAAAGAAGGCUCAGACUUGGCCGUCGAGUCAAAUCAGUUGAUAUCGUGCUUACUACAAUGUCUUCUAUCGACCAGAAUUAGUGUUAAAAACGUGAGCACAGAUAUUUUAGCCUUGUUAAGCCUUUGGAAACCUCCCAAAGGACGCGCUGUUAUCAUGGCUAAUAUGGCAAGUUUGGUGUCUCAAACUAAACAAACUGAAAACUCGAUUUCUCUUUUCCGUCCCUGGCUGGCCAGCGUUUUGGAAUCUUUGGAAGACUACCAUUUCCUGAAACAAUCUGACACCCCUUCUCAACUUAUAGACCUGCUGAACAACUACUUUCUUGUGACUGUUUUUCUUGUACUAUCGUUAGUGGAAGGAAACACAGAUAUUAAUGAACGACGGCAUAUCAGAAGUCAGCUAAAUGCUGGUGGACUGCUUGAAAUUCUGGAGAAGCUAAAGAAUAUUGAUUCCUACGCCAUUUUAGAGCAAGUCGAACGAUAUGAAGCUUUAGAAUUUGAAGAUGUUGAUUCAGAUACUGACUCUGCUAAUUACUCUGUGCACAUGCCACCCUUGGAUGGUAUUUGGGAAAGUUUGGAUGAGAACAAUCGACUGUAUUUUAAAUCUAUCAUGAGUCAUUUAUUGGAAAUGACAAUGAAUUUGGAAUCACCCAUAAGUUCCAAGAUUUUGGACUUGGUCAAUUACCUUGUACAGCACAUUUGCAAAGAGUCCAAAAAGAUAGGAUUGAACCCUGAAAGUGUUUUCAAUAUUGGUUUAAGCAGGUAUUUGGACAGAGUUCACACUGAUGACUUGGCUACGCGAGCCAUUCAGGAUGUAAGAGAAGCUCUAAAUUUGGUUGACCUCACCCAGGAUGAAAAUAAUAGACUAAAAUCUUUACUGUUGAAUGUUCUGAAAAAUGGCUUAAAUGAGAAUACAUCACAUCAAAUUGAAGAUAGUCUGCAAGGUUUCGAUCAGAUUUAUUACGAUGAUAAAGAAAACAGCGCUGUUAAUGCUGUCAAGGGUAACUCCUUGACACCACCCACUACCAACUGGUGGAAUCAUUCUGAUAUUAAACGAAAAGAUUCCGCUGCAAGGACUAACUUUAUUUCCAAAGUAACCAACAGUCAACUCAAACGAUUAAGGGAGGAGAGGCAGGAAAACACUAAUUUCGUUCAUAAUAUCGAUCGUUCCAUGGAAGGUAGUAGCCUAAAUGAGCCAGGCUUACGAAUGUAUGGACAAUCCUUUGUUUCUGCUUUAAAGGAUGAUACUGAUAGUAAGCAGAGUGCUCGAUACGGUUUGGCAAAUCACACAAGCGAUGGUGCUGGCAAAGAUCCAAUUUACACUUCCGAUUUUGACGACGCAGUCCGUUUAGGAGAAGGUUCUGGCAGGGGUUAUGGGCUUGGGGUUUCGGUGCUGGUAAUGGGCCAGGUUCAGGUCCGGGUCUGGGUGCUGGUGAUGGCCCUGGUUUGGGGUCCAGGUUUCGGUGCUGGUAAUGGGCCAGGUUCAGGUCCGGGUCUGGGUGCUGGUGAUGGCCCUGGUUUGGGUCCUGGUUUGGGUCCUGGUUUGGGUCCUGGUUUGGGUCCUGGUUUGGGUCCUGGUUUGGGUCCUGGUUUGGGUCCUGGUUUGGGGUCCUGUACGUUAUCUGCACCACCGCCACCACCUCCUCCUCCGCCUCCACCUCCUCCUUUACCACAAUUGCUCCAAGCAAAGACUGCACUUCCCCCGCCUCCACCUCCACUUCCCGAAAACUUGAAGGUUAAUUCUUCGUGUUCAAUUCCUCCACCGCCACCGCUGCCAGGCGCUCCUCCGAUUCCUGACUUUCUCAAUAAACCUAGCAUCACAAUGAAAGAAGAGAUAAAGGUGCCGGACUUCUUGACAAAGAUACCCAAACCCAAGUUGAAACUGAAACAAAUCCAUUGGGACAAAAUAGAAAAUGUGGACAAAACAUUUUGGGAAAAUCUGUCUGACUCUCAAAUGGUAGUUGAAAUAUUGGACAAAGGCCUACUUGGAGAGGUAGAAUCGCUGUUUGCUGCCAAAAAGAGUCUCGUAUUAUCUAAGACUAAGCCAAAGUGCAACCCCACAGAUGAAUCAAAUCGUGUCAAAGUAUCGUUAUUGCCUAAAGAAAUGGCUCAACAUUUUGAAAUUAAUCUUCAUAGUCUGGGAUCACUAUCAGAAAUGGAGCUGGUCUCUAAAAUUCUGCACUGUGAACCCGAGAUUAUUAACAAUACCAGUUUACUUGAAUUCUUCAAUGGAGAUGAAUUAGUUGAUGUUUCAGGUCAUCUAUUGAAGAAAUUUCAAGAAUAUGAAGCUGAAAAUGAUCCUAAUGAGUUGGAACGUCCUGAUAGGUUUUUCCUGGAACUUUGCUAUAAGCUUAGAUCGUACUGGAAAUCUCGAUCACGUACAUUAUUGCUCGUGUCUACAUUCGAAAAAGACUAUCAGGAUCUGAGCUCGAAGUUGAAUAAAUUAGACCUUGCUAUUGAGAGCUUGAAAACUGGAGAGCUUUUGGUUCAAGUUUUUGAUGUCAUCCGAGUAGUGGGAAACUUUAUGAAUGAUGAUAAUAAACGAGCCCAAGGUUUCAAGUUGUCUACUUUGAAUAGACUAAAGUUUCUGAAAGGAAACAACAAUCGGACCACAUUUUUACAUCACAUUGAGAAGCUGAUUCGAAACCAUUUUCCUGAACUUUGUGGAUUUAUUGAUCAACUUGAAGCUAUCACAAAGGUUACAACUUUAGACAUUGAAAAUCUAGAGAGAGAAUGCCAAGAUUUUGGCAAGAAAAUUGAAAAUAGUAUUUUAUCCAUUGAUAAAGGUAACUUGCGUAAGGUCGGAGAAAUCAACUCUUCUGACAAAGUUAUUGAAGUUGUCAAACCCUUACUUGAAAAAGCAGAGAGAAAAAAUUUGGUAUUACAGUCUCAUUUGAAACGAUCUUUUACUGCACUUGAUAAUGUCAUGUUAUACUUUGGCGAAGAUCCGUCUGAUAUAGACUCUAGAGUAACCUUCUUCUCCAAGCUAGCCAAUUUUAUGGAUGAAUACAAAAAGGCACAUUUGGAGAACGUGAGGAAAGAGGAAGAAGAAAAGUCUCUAGAAAUGAGAAAGAAAAUGGUGGAGAGUUUUAAACUAAAGAAACAAGAUCACCUAGAUAACCUUCGUACCACGCAGCAUAAAGGUGAUGAUAUGGUGGAUCAACUACUAGCCCGACUGAAAAGUGAAACGCAUUCAAGGGUAAAAGCACGCACCAAAGAAGGAAGAGAGAGACACACCAAAAUCAAGGAUACCCUGGCUGAAAAUAAUCAAACAGCGAAAGACGAUGACUUGAACAAGAACAUUCAACGAAGGGCUCACAAGAUGCUGGAAGAUUUGAUCCAAAAUGGUAACAAGAAAUUCAAGCACAGAGAACAAUCAAAAAGCCCUACAAUACUCCAAGAAACUGAUAAUUCACUUCCUCGGUUUGCAUUGAAUCCUGAUAGCGCUUUGAACUCUCCAAAAACUCCGAAUAGGUCCUCUGACCAGUUAAGGAGCCCAAGAUCAUCGUCUUCGGUCAGGUCGAGAAGAGUAACUGCGGAUGGCUUAACCUUGAAUGAGCUCUAUGAUGAUAUCAAAACAUCGCCGUUGAAGCUGCCUUAUGAGAUGUGGGAUUUAGGAGGAAUAGAGAACAUACUACUAUCUCCAAUGAAGAGAGAAUAA
Messenger RNA from Komagataella phaffii GS115, 5775 nucleotides. RefSeq lists its product as uncharacterized. Lineage: Eukaryota; Fungi; Ascomycota; Pichiomycetes; Pichiales; Pichiaceae. Bases 1 to 5775 code for a protein of 1924 amino acids. Gene Ontology annotation, biological process: barbed-end actin filament capping; mitotic actomyosin contractile ring assembly; actin filament bundle assembly. Gene Ontology annotation, cellular component: cell division site; cellular bud neck; mating projection tip. Gene Ontology annotation, molecular function: small GTPase binding; actin binding. The record is from RefSeq and is a predicted model, not a curated record. The transcript is spliced from 4 exons.